UUUUGGAUUAUUUUUGGUUUUAUUGAUUCUGAACCGUGAUGAGAGGGUUGCCUACCAAGACAGGGUCGUGGACUCUCUACUUCCAGAUAUCCACAUCUUCGGCGUCUCUUCGGCGGGGGUAGCCAGACGUCGCAGUCGUCCAGCCAAACUUCUUCUUUCCUUCUUCUUCCACAUGCCGCGAUCUGCAUCUGCGCAUGCAGCCUCGGCAUGGUGAGCUACAGCGCUCGGGUCUUCCUUGCGGAAGGGUAGGGGGGUAACCUGCCAUGAGGUUUCUUCCGGUAAACCGUCCUUGUUUCCCCUGGUGUACCAAAGACGGUCGGGAUAGGGUAUCUUCCAUUUCCACUUACUGCUGCCGCUUAUGCAUCCCGAGCAAUACGACAGCAGGAGUCGAGGCGCGGGUCACAUGGUGCGACCCUUCUGGAGGAGCUCCAGAUGAGAGCGGCAAGUCUCCGGCGGGGGAGGAGCUCUCGCUCGAGGAACCGGCUGUGCGGCAGUCUCUCUGACUUCCCUCGGCGCGCAACCGCCGUGCCGCUGCU
This is a messenger RNA of Guillardia theta CCMP2712, 536 nucleotides long. RefSeq lists its product as hypothetical. The record is from RefSeq and is a predicted model, not a curated record. NCBI's taxonomy places the organism in Eukaryota, Cryptophyceae, Pyrenomonadales, Geminigeraceae. The transcript has a single exon. The coding region runs from base 264 to 503 and encodes 79 amino acids.